This is a messenger RNA of Blastomyces gilchristii SLH14081, 3003 nucleotides long. RefSeq lists its product as uncharacterized. Lineage: Eukaryota; Fungi; Ascomycota; Eurotiomycetes; Onygenales; Ajellomycetaceae. The transcript is spliced from 2 exons. The record is from RefSeq and is a predicted model, not a curated record. Bases 485 to 910 code for a protein of 141 amino acids.
UGAACUUAUUCAAGUUUUCCGUAAGUAUUUUCUGUUGAGCUCAAAGAUUUGCGCCACUGCGCCAAUUGGCGUUGUCUCACGAAAGCUUCAAGCCAAACCGGUGACGUUCCAGGCCCAUUUUAGACUUUUGUCGCCCGGAGUUGGACCCAACUCAAUCUCGUUCUCAUUGCAUCAUUAUUUGCCCGGCGAGUUGAUAUAUGAAGGCUCUCGCUGCGCGCAUCUGUCUGUUGGCGAAUUUUUUAGCACCAACCCUUCCCCACAAACAACCAGCCUUAUCCAAACCCUCUACAAGCCAAAUGAGCUUGUAAUAAAGCCGUCCCGCACAAAUAACCCAAGCUCCCACUUGGGCGAUUUUAUGAAGUCGAUCGCUCCAAACCCCCUCUCACCAUUCGCUCGUUAAAAUAACUUCCUCCCCUCCUCUCUCUCUGGCAACUCGAAACUCCUAUGUGAAACUCUGCAACAUCGGACCCGAAAACCCGAAGUCAUGCAUACCGCACUGUUGACAAACAAGCUCAAGGCCGCCCAGCCUACCUCCGCCCACUCCAUAACACAGCCACCAAGCCGCUACCCCUCUCCCCCCGGCGCUGUCUCCUAUCCUCCUCAGCCCCCGAUUCGCUACUCUUCUACCCCUCCGCCAUCCCCUCUAUCCCCCCUAUCAACCGAUCCUAUCUUCGACGCCGCAAACGGUGAUAAAUCCAAUGACGUGGACCAGCAGGUUAAGCUCGCCUUGACGGAAUUGCUCAAUUCGGCCUCCAUCAAAACCCACCAAGACGUCCGCAUGUGGGUGCAGAAUAAGCUCAUGGAUACUGAGCACAGACUGAAAGCUAGACGGAAGCGUCGGAUCUCUAACUUGGGCUUGAAGAAUGACACGUCGCCGUUGAGCGCUCCGUUGAGCGCUCCUGGCAGAUAGUAUAUAUAUAUAUAUUUCUUAUUUCUUGCCUCUUGUUGGAUUUUCCUUGGGGAAUUUAAAAAGCUACGACCUACUGCGUAAGGCGGACUAGAAAGAGGUUUUUUCUUUUUUUCUCAUUCAAACGCAGAAAAUACGGGUAGCUCCUGAAUGAGAGGCGUUGGGGUUUUUUUUUUCUUUUCCCUAAACCUUCAUGGGUCUCGGAGAUCUCACCACUGGUUAUGAUAUCUGGGAGGUUUGUGUGCUUUCAUGCAGGUUUUGCGCUCUGUGAGCUUACUAUUUGAUGCAUUGGUGUUAAUGAAUGGUGUGUCCCAUGUGUCAAGAAAAGUCAUUGGAGUCUGUUUGGCGUUAUGAAUGCUCGCCGUGGGACAGCUUUUUCCUUUGUUUUCCUUUUUUAUUCCCCCCCUCCCCUUUUUUUUUAUUUCUUUUUUUUUUUUUUUUUUUUUUUUUUUUUUCCCUAAAUUUUCUUCUUUUUGAUUUCUCAUCUCCAUCAUUACCUACCUCUCUUGAACAUGCAAUGGCAUUUUACCAUAGUUGAUGAUGAGAUAUCAAUAUGAUGAAAAACAAAAAAACGGAAAAGAAUUAUUUUAUUCAAACAGGUUGCAGAACAUCACUAGAGCAUUUCUUCUAUUCAGCUAUGGCUAGAAAGGUGUUGCAACAGCCUCUACAACAGGCAUUAAGCAAGCAAGCAUUCAUACCUUCAAUCACUUUCUGAAGGGUUUACCUACUUAUCGGGUGAGUUGCUGCAUGCAUGUACAGUAAUGCAGAGACUCACCCGAUGUAAUGAAAAUAUCAGAGUAACAAAAAAGAGGCCUUUUGUAUGAGUUCAUCAUACAAAGGAUAUUUAUUAAGAACAUGAAUAUCUUCAAUUCAGAUAAUGUAGAAACUUAAGAGUAUAUAUAUUAUAAAAUGUUUAUAUAUAUAAUAACAUCAAAGUUGAAUUAUUGAAGAUAUUCAUGUUUUUCAAUAUGUAUACUUUGUAUGAUCAAUCCAGACCGAAGGUUCUCUUCAUUAUGGUCAUAUUUUCUUUACGUCGAAAUUAGGAAUUAGGGAUAGAUUUAGAGGGCGGAGUUACUACUUCUCAUACCCCUUACAAGCAUUCCUGCCCAAGUAGCACCAAGUUCCCUAGAUUAAGUGAUAUCUAUAGCUACACGCCGAAUUUCUAUGAUAGAUCAAGAGUCUUUCUUAUUUUUUUUAUUUUUAUUUUUAUUUUUAUUUUUAUUUUUAUUUUUAUUUUUAUUUUUAAAUUUUAUAUAUUCCAGCCCUGAGCUAAAGUAAUGAAAAACGCUAAAUGGUGAAGAGGAAAAAGAACCCAUUUCCAUAUUUCAUCGCAGAUGCGCCCUUAAUAGGUUCUCUUGCGUUCUCUUCGCGAAAUCCGCUGCACCCUUCGCAGCCAUGAAAAAAACAGGGUCUAGAUUGUCCUCCAGCACACGCAGGGCAGCUAGCUCCAGGUACAUGCGCAGAGCAUUUCGAUCGUCUCUGACAAAUCUCGAAUUGCUGGGGGCCGCGGCGCCACCUGUUUUAAUGAGCUUGGUGAUCUUUUGGUCUGGCGAGGUUUUUCAGUCCUAGGGGUUCGAUGACUUGGAAAAUCUCACUGGCCGAUAGUUGGACGUAAUCUGGCCACGAGAUGGCCACGGAGCGAAUCGAGUGGCCUAGGAGUGCCGUGGUUUGGGCUUUUAGUUCAAAAAUGAGAACGGAGAGGGCGCUGGUAUUGAAGGCAGAAAAAAGAAAACUUCAUAAGGCGGCGAGGGUUAGACUGUUGCAGUCUCCAUGGCACUAGACACAGCCUGAACAAUUUAUCCGUAUCUUGACGGUGAGGAUAUGCAUGGGGUGGACUAAAAGGGCGGAUCAAGCCCUACCGUAGAUGACGUGAGGUCCUUAACUUCAUCAAACCAUGAUAUAAUCUCCAAUCCUGCGUACUGACAGGCAGCCAGACGGCCAGCGGCCGCCACGAUGCUUGAUUGAAGGGAAUUUUCAAGAAGAUGCCCUGCAGCAACAGCCCAUCAUUGGGAAACUAUAUGGCACAUAUGGCGUUUGUUCGCUGAAGACUCUUUCUUUCCGGACUGCGCGUCCGCUAUCUGUACCAGUUUGGCCUC